AUGAGUAGCGAUUGGAAUAAUAUUUUAAAAAGAAAUAAAGAAUAUAUCAAAGCUAAGAAUAAAAUAAAGACCCAAGUUGAAAAUAACAGAUUACAACAACUCGGAUUAACGGAAAAUCUACAAACUCUAUUUCAACCCAUAUUAAAAUCUCAAGAGGAUAUUAAAAAGAAAUUAGAACCUAAACAAAUUCAACAACCACCGUUUCCUUCUUCUCAUCAAAUAGAAUAUCCCAUUGAAUAUGAUGGAAUUAUAAUUAGGACAUUAGAUGAUAUAAAUCAUUAUUUUUCAAACCCUGACCCAGAUUUACCAAAGAGCAUUUCGUCAAUCGUUGAUAAUCAAGGUUUAUUGUUUAAUGGAUAUAGAAUAAGAUUUGAAAAAUUUUACCCUUUAUUCAAAAUCGAUACAAAAGACUUUACAUUUACAACAACAGAUUUAAUGAAUGGUGGGGAUUCUGAUAUUGCCGAUCGCAAGGAUUUAGUAGAAUACUUAAAAUUUCUACAUCUAAUUAAAAAGACAGGACCCAACACAAAAAGAUUACAAGCAGUUGAAACAUAUUUAAAUAAAUAUGAAGAGGAUGUAGAUGAUUAUGGAGAAAAUUAUCCACCAAUCAUACAAGAAAUAGAUGAAUUCGAAGAUAUGGUAUGUGGACAAGGUAUGACGUUUUUAUCUGAUAAUAAUGAAGAAUUGCUUAAUAGAUUACGAGUAAUAUUAGCGGCAAUGAAGGAAGGACAUCGAUCACACAGACAAUAUACUGAAGUAAAUUAUAUAUUAAAAAGACUCCUAGAAAAAGAUAACGGAGUUACAUUCAAAACCAUACGUUUACUACCAGGAAGCUACGAAUACAUAGCCAUUAACGAAUACCUAUCUGAAUAUGGAGGAAGUGUUAAUGGUAAAAACAAUAUUGAAUUCGAAGAAAAUUCAUUGAAUACGUUACUACGAUUUGAUAAACGAGUAUACACCCAAUCCACUUUAGCACCACAAAAAGCUAAUAUCGAGAAUGAUAUCGAUGUGAUAAAUAUACAUUGCAAUUUGAUAAACGGUGGAUUUUUCAAUAAAUACAAACGUCAGAUUAUUUACAGUCUUCCAACAUUCAAUGUACCGAUAGGAUAUAGAAUUAUAGAGAAACCAUUUCAAACGACGUAUUUACCACUUAAUUCCUAUAUGAUUAAAGAUAUAAAUCUGGAAAUCAAAGAUGGUAAAAAUAGGUUUAUAGAUUUUGGUAACGAGGAAAUUGUUAUUCAACUUCAUUUAAAACAAAAAAAAUUAACACUCUUCUUAAAUAGUAAGGAAAAGGUUGAUAAUAUGUCAUUAGAACAGUUACGCGACAAAGUCAAGGAAGCAGCACAUGUCAUUCCAGAUCACCUAUUUCCAUUUUUUGAUUCGGAAUCAUCAAGCAACCUCCCACGUCCAAGCUGGUGCAGUUGCGGAAAUUGUGAAAUUAUGGAGGAUGUUCGAAUGAAUACAUGUUGUCGUACGACACCAUUACUUCCAAGCCAGAAUUAA
Molecule: messenger RNA, 1503 nt
Organism: Lottia gigantea (owl limpet)
Lineage: Eukaryota; Metazoa; Mollusca; Gastropoda; Lottiidae
Exons: 4
Coding region: 1-1503 (500 amino acids)
Source: RefSeq, a predicted model, not a curated record